AUGCCACGCAAGAGUGUCCAACGCUCAAACUCGUCCUCGUCACUCAACUCCAACGCCUCGACGGGCACAGUCAUAGCCUCCACAUCAGCGCAGACAAACGGGGUCGGCCCGGCACCUGCGGGCGACGCGUCGACGUGGGCUGCGCGGAAAAAGGCCUCAAGAGGGCUAUGGCCUACCUCGAAAACAGAGCCCGUUUCUGGUAUAUCUACCGCACGGCCACAGUCGAUCGCGUCCGCUAGCUCAGGUCCGUCGGCCGCAUCCGCGAUGACGGCGUUGCAUACCCCUGCGCCCAUGGUACCCUCCCACCAGAACGGAGCCGUACAGAGUGCGCAGAAUGGACCUGGGAGAGCGCAGCCGCAGGAGAAUAGUGCCAUUUUGCACCUGACGCCCAUGAAUGGCACGUUUGACCGCAAGACUAUUACUGUGCCCUUCUUCCCGGACGUACUGCGAAUCGGUCGCCAGACAAAUAAUAAGACGGUUCCUACACCAAUCAAUGGCUUCUUCGACUCCAAGGUCCUGUCGAGACAACAUGCUGAGAUUUGGGCCGAUCGAACGGGCAAGAUAUGGAUACGAGACGUCAAGUCAUCAAAUGGUACCUUUGUGAAUGGCCAGCGCCUAUCACCCGAAAACCGAGAUUCAGACCCCCACGAGCUGAAGAAGGGGGAUAUGCUCGAACUCGGAAUCGACAUUGUGAGUGAAGAUCAGAAGACGAUCGUGCAUCACAAGGUUGCCGCCCAUGUGGAGCAUGCGGGCAUCUACCCCACCGCUGGGGGUAACCUGAUGGAUAUAAACUUCGGUGAUAUGGAUAGUGUGCAGGCACUGCAGAAUAUCGUUGGUGGAGGUGGCCAGCAGCAGUUGCCGAGUAUGCGAGGCAGGAAUCUGAGCCAGGGUUCUAUCAAUGCUGCAAGGAUGCAAGCUGGCGCAGGGCAGCUGGUUGGGGGUGCGGGCAGUAUGCAGCCUCCGAGACACUGGUUGCAACCUAUCACUAUAGAGCAGGUUGUCAAGAAGCUCAACGCCGAGAUCAAAGCCGCCAGGCAGCAAUCCCAGGACCUCCAGCAAACUCAACACUACAUCACCGCCAUGCUCACCGCCGAACCUAAGAAGGAGAGUAGCAAGCACUCAGUCAAAUUCUCCCCGGUAAAAGAUAUCAAGAAUAGAUUCUCAGAACCUCCCGCACCUCCACCGCAGCAGCCUCUACCGGAGAAACCGGAUGGUCCCUCCCUUCGCCGGUCCGAUACGGAGCGACCUGUGGGCAGUAGUUCUCCCUCCCGAACAAACUCCAGGAUUGCAUCGUUAGCCGAGGAGCUGAGCUCUGCGAGGAAAGAGAUUGAGGCGCAAAGCCUGCGAGUGCGGGAUUUGGAGGCCUUGUUGAGCGAAGAAAGGCGAGCGAGAGAAGAUGCAGAGGAAAGAGCGAAUCGUCUGGAACGCGAAUCAUUCAAAGAUAGACAACAACCGGCUGACGACAAGAACGACGAAGAACUCAACGCAAGUACGUCCACCUCACGGCCAGAUGAAGUCGAUCAAACGAAAGAUGGCACAUCGUCACCCAAUAUCGUGGACGUUGCAACAUCUCGCUUGCAGCUCCGUCUGGAGACUAUGAUGGCCGAGAUGAACGAGAUGAAGCAGCAAAUGGAGAUCUACCGCAAACGAGCCGAAGAGGCCGAAGCGGACAGCGCUGUGCAUCGCAGGUCCCUCGCGGAGAUGAUAGAAAAGAUCCGCCAGGAAGAUGCGAAGAAGGCAGCUCGGAUUGCACAACGCAAGGCCCGUAGCGCGGAGGAUCGAGAUUCGGCGUCUCCAACAUUGGAGGAUGAGGGCGAGGAAUGGGAAGAUCCGGAAGAAGGAGAGAUUCCCAUCAUGAAUGGCAAGGAUUUGGACAUCGAGUCCCCCGGCGGCUUACUCUAUAGAGUUGGGCUCCAACCUGGUCGACAUGACAAACAGGAUGCAUCCGAAACACUCACAAGGGCUGCAAACUCACUAGCCACGCGUCAGCCUAGCCAUAACGAUCUGGUUCUCACACACGGGGCUCCGGCGAUUUCGAUCUUAACGGUUGUGGCACUAGGGGUGGCGGUCAUGGCUUGGUUGAAUUCGUAUCCUAAGGUCGAGCGGUGA
This is a messenger RNA of Westerdykella ornata, 2109 nucleotides long. RefSeq lists its product as uncharacterized. Lineage: Eukaryota; Fungi; Ascomycota; Dothideomycetes; Pleosporales; Sporormiaceae. The transcript is spliced from 2 exons. The coding region runs from base 1 to 2109 and encodes 702 amino acids. Gene Ontology annotation, cellular component: cytoplasm. Gene Ontology annotation, molecular function: protein binding. The record is from RefSeq and is a predicted model, not a curated record.